CUCGACCACCCGCUUCACCCGAUCCAAAAAAUCACCUCACCCCUACCAACACAAUGGCACCCAUCAAGACUACCAAGGGCGUGAAGAAGGAGAAGGUGACCCACAAGUUCAUCAUCGAUGCUUCCCAGCCUGCCUCCGACAAGAUCUUCGAUGUCGCUGCGUUCGAGAAGUUCCUGCAUGACAAGAUCAAGGUCGACGGCCGCACCGGUAACCUCGGCGACAUUGUCACCAUCAACCAGGAGGGUGAGGGCAAGAUCAUCGUGAUCGCACACACCCAGUUCUCUGGACGCUACCUGAAGUACCUCACCAAGAAGUUCCUCAAGAAGAACCAGCUUCGUGACUGGCUCCGUGUCGUCUCGACCUCCAAGGGUGUCUACCAGCUCCGCUUCUUCAACGUCGUCAACGACGGUGAUGACGAGGACGAUGAGUAAAUCAUCGGCCAUUGGGUCAAACAAAAAAAAGCGGGUAGCGGGCUGCCUUUUGUUUUCCGUACACGGGCGUUUGGUCUUUUUUUUCGAUACGGCGUACGAAUGGUUCAGUUCUUUCGGGGCUUGUAUGUGGGAAGGGAGAAAGCGGUCGUGCGGGAAACAAUCUCGGGUGAUGUUUUAAUACAAAAUUAGAACUCCGCGAAAACAAUUAUCGUCUUGCUCAGCGUGAUGCCGUGAAAUUUGGAUGUUGACUA
Messenger RNA from Tricharina praecox, 682 nucleotides. Its product is annotated as ribosomal L22e family protein. Gene Ontology annotation, cellular component: ribosome. Gene Ontology annotation, biological process: cytoplasmic translation. NCBI's taxonomy places the organism in Eukaryota, Fungi, Ascomycota, Pezizomycetes, Pezizales, Pyronemataceae. Bases 54 to 431 code for a protein of 125 amino acids. Gene Ontology annotation, molecular function: structural constituent of ribosome; RNA binding. The record is from RefSeq and is a predicted model, not a curated record. The transcript is spliced from 4 exons.